Messenger RNA from Paramecium sonneborni, 1443 nucleotides. The record is from the annotation of a GenBank genome assembly. Lineage: Eukaryota; Ciliophora; Oligohymenophorea; Peniculida; Parameciidae.
AUGAUUAAUUCUCCAGUGAGGACUUCAGAAUUCUCAUUCAUUGGAGUUCGUAAACAUUUUUGGAAGGAAGUGUUUUAUAACAUAUAAUUAUUUGAAGACACUAUAGAAAUGACUGAAAUUGUAAAAUUAUUUUAUAUUCAAGAAAUCUAAAUCACCUAAAUACAUUUUGCCUCUUAGAUUAUCAACAGUAAUAGAGAUAACAGGAUAGGUUAGUAAAAAUAAUAGGAAUUAUAGUGGAUUCUAAUUCAAAUACAAAGACUCAACUAAAUUAAUGAAUUGUAGAUCUUAAGAUAUUGCUAUGUAACUAAUUUUAUUAUUAUUAUUAGACUUAUUGAUAUGGUAAGUAAUUAAAUUACUUUUUUAAAUAUCACAAUGUUUUAUUAAGCUAUUGAGAUUAUUGGAAGAGGUAGCUCAUCAAGUGUUUCUGUUUUAAUUGAUACUUUUUCUUAAGAAUAAUAUGCUGUCAAAAGUAUAGGUAAAGAAUAUCUCUUAAAAAAUGAUAAACUUAAGGUAUAAUAUAUACAUAUCUAUUUAUUGAAUAGAUAUUAUUUGAAAAUGAAGUUAAGAUUUUGUAAGAAUUAACUAAAUACAAUUAAAAUAAUUAUUUUGUUCAUUUAUAUAAAGUAUUUGAAAGCAAAACAUCUUAUUAUUUAAUCUUAAAUCUUAUGAAAGGUAAAUCAUUAACUGCAUUCUAUCAUAAAAUCAAAGUAAGUAAUAAUGUUAAAUUAUUUGAAAUUAGAAAUAAUCAGAUACCAAAUUACUAUCUUCAGAAAUUAUCAAAACUAUAAUGAAGAGACUUCUUUCUGGUGUCUCUAUUUUACAUAGUCAUUAAGUAUAUAAAUUAUUAUUUUAAUUUAGAUAAUCCAUAGAGAUUUAAAACCAGAUAAUCUUUUGUUUCUUGAACCAAAUAAUGUAGAAUCUUUAGCUAUAGCUGAUUUUGGAUUAGCAACUUAUAGUAAUGUAGAAAAGUAAUAAUAUUCUCUUAUUGUAUUUAGAUAUUCAUAUCCUAUUUGUGGUACUCAAGGUUACAUGGCACCAGAAAUUACUCAUUAUAAAGAUGGAUAAAUCAAAUAUGAUUAAUAAAUUGAUAUCUAUAGCAUUGGUGUUAUAUUUAAUUGGCUGUAUUUUUAUAUUAAUCUUUAGACUUACUGGUGAUAUUGAUAAACAUAAUCCUAAAUUAUAAAAACUAGAUUCCAUUACUUUUAAUUUAUUGAAUAAUCUUCUUAGAACUAAUCCAAAAGAAAGAUUAUCUGCAUAAGCAGCAUUAGAUCAUCCUUAUUUUUAAAAUGAUGAUACUACUAAAAAAACCUUUUAAUCUUAAUAUGGAUAUGUAAUUCUAUUUUAUUAUUAUAGGAAAAUGUUGAUGGUGACACUAUUGUACAACAUAAAGACUUAAAGAAUUAUUCUUUGCCUCUCCUCAAAAAACCCUAACGACAAACUUGA